AUGGCGUCUUCGUUGACUCCCGCAUCUGGCGCCUCGGCAGACGAGCCAGGCCUGGUCGAGAAGACGGCCGCCCUCGUGCUUGCCCAGCCAGAUGCGCAGCCCAAGAGCCAGGAUUCACCACCGGCUCACAGAUCUCACGACCCGGAGAACAACCUGAAGCGGAGCGACCCGUUUCAGUUCGGCAGUCGUCUCUUCAACGAGGGAGACAACGUCUACGAGUUCAAUGCAUGGGACCAUGUCGAGACUGACGAUGCAUACAAGGAGUAUGCUGAAGAGCAGUACGAGAUGCAGCUCUCCUUUUUCUUUUCCCACCACCCCAAAACAAUCCCUGGUUUCAUGAUGAUCCCACCAAUUACGCAUAAUAGGCUCAAUGCCAACCCAGCUCGUAUGUGGGAUCUGUUCUACAAGAACAAUACUGCCAAUUUCUUCAAGAAUCGCAAGUGGCUGCAGCAGGAAUUUCCUAUCCUUGGUGAAGUGACCAAGGAGGAUGCCGGCCCUGCGGUGAUUCUGGAAAUUGGUGCCGGUGCCGGCAACACGGCGUUCCCCGUGUUGGCGAAUAACAAGAACACCGCACUCAAGGUCCAUGCUUGCGACUAUUCCAAAAAGGCCGUCGAGGUCAUGCGGGGCCACGAGGAGUACGACACGAAGCACAUGCAGGCUGAUGUGUGGGAUGUGACAAGCGACGAACUUCCCCCAGGCCUGGGCGAGGAGUCUGUCGACGUUGCCAUCCUUGUUUUCAUCUUUUCGGCGCUGAACCCCAAUCAGUGGCAGAAGGCUGUAGAGAACGUCCACCGCCUGCUGAAGCCCGGUGGCCAGGUCUGCUUCCGAGACUAUGGAAGAGGUGAUCUCGCCCAGGUCAGGUUCAAGAAGGGUCGUUACCUAGACGAAAACUUCUACGUGCGGGGUGAUGGGACACGUGUGUACUUUUUCGAGCUCGACGAGCUGAGGACUAUCUGGAAGGGUGUUGUUGAGAAGGAGGGUGAAGCUGCCACAAAGGAACUGUUCGAGAUCGAGGAUCUCGGUGUUGACAGGCGGAUGCUCGUAAACCGCGCCCGCAAGUUGAGGAUGUACCGCUGCUGGAUGCAGGGUAAAUUCAAGAAGAUAUGA
Verticillium alfalfae VaMs.102 is the source of this 1107-nucleotide messenger RNA. RefSeq lists its product as hypothetical. The record is from RefSeq and is a predicted model, not a curated record. Gene Ontology annotation, molecular function: tRNA (cytidine-N3)-methyltransferase activity. The transcript is spliced from 3 exons. Lineage: Eukaryota; Fungi; Ascomycota; Sordariomycetes; Glomerellales; Plectosphaerellaceae. Bases 1 to 1107 code for a protein of 368 amino acids.